Molecule: messenger RNA, 360 nt
Organism: Helianthus annuus (common sunflower)
Lineage: Eukaryota; Viridiplantae; Streptophyta; Magnoliopsida; Asterales; Asteraceae
Exons: 1
Coding region: 1-360 (119 amino acids)
Molecular function (GO): DNA binding
Source: RefSeq, a predicted model, not a curated record
AUGGAUCCGCAUAAUGUUUCGAGUGGCGAGAACGAAGAAAACGCUAAAAGAGCAAAAGCUGGGAAGGAAAAAGUGAGUACAAGAAAAAGGAAGCUUAAAGGGUUUUGUUGGAGCCAUAUGACAGAAUUCUAUGAUGAGGAUGGUAGAAGAAAAGGUAGAUGCAACUACUGUUCCGCGGAGUUGUGUGCGGAUUCUGGACCGAACGGAACCUCAUCCUUAAAUAAGCAUGUUAGAAACUGUAAAGAAAAUCCGGAAAAUCAGGCAAAAGAUCAACCUAACUUGGUGGUUAAAAAAACUGAAGAUGGCCAAGGUACGUUAAAAACUUGGAAGUUCGAUCCACUAAGGUUAGAAAGUUACUGA